This is a messenger RNA of Adelges cooleyi (spruce gall adelgid), 1926 nucleotides long. RefSeq lists its product as uncharacterized. Lineage: Eukaryota; Metazoa; Arthropoda; Insecta; Hemiptera; Adelgidae. The coding region runs from base 316 to 1401 and encodes 361 amino acids. The record is from RefSeq and is a predicted model, not a curated record. The transcript is spliced from 6 exons.
UUACAAGUUUGGGUUGUUCUUGAGGUGUUGGGAUACUACUCUUUUAUCCCCUUAUCUCUAUUUAUUACAAUAACAAGUGUUGACUGUAUCCAACAGGUCUUCCCUACUCUUACGCCGGCUACGUCACUGGAUGUAUGUUUUGAAUAACAAACAUACUCAUGUGGUCUUAUUCACGGCAGUGAUGUUCUUGUUUCCUUGCCCACUACACUUGAAACGGUCAAAUAUAGUGUGACCGGCCAGAGAAGGUAAAUAAGAUUUCAUAAAACAAAAAUUCUAACCGUACUCAAUUGACGUGUCCAUUUUCACCGUCAAAAGAUGAAGCUCAACGGAUUAUGUCUUUUAUCUGUGAUGCUAGUUAGUUCUUUGAAUUUCGUUGCGGGACAUUCUUAUCAUUUGGAUCAACGUCCUGAUUUUGAACCUAUGCCUGAUUUCGCAAUGGACAAAUUUUUAGGAACGUGGUAUGCCGUGCAAACGACUUCAACGUCAAGGCCGUGUGUGAUGUAUGAGUUUACAAACUCACCGGAACAGGAUCUGACCAAUACAAAUUGUAUCAACUGCACAAACUGUGUAAGUUGUGUUAAUUGCAGAAACUGUGUAAAUUGUAAGUCUUGUACAAACUGCACAAAUUGUCAAAGACAGUACAACUGUACGAACUGCGAUAACUGUACGAAUUGUCAGCAUUGCACGAAAUGUGUGAAUUGCAAUGACAGCAUAAGCUGUACGGACUGUACAGACUGCAGACAGUGUACAAGCUGCACGAAUUGUAGAAGCUGCACAAACUGUAGAAGCUGCACAAACUGUACGGAUUUAUCGAAUUGCACGAGUGCUACAAAUGUAUCACACACCUGUCCCCGGUACCGAAUGACACAAACCAAUGGAGAUUCACCGAGAAAUUCAGCAAGAAAUUCACCGAGAAAUUCAGCUGCCAGAGCCAACAAUUACCAAUACGUCGGUCUGCUGCAACCCGACCCGAAUGUGCCGUCCAAGAUGUCUGUUUCCAGCCUUCCGUACGUGCCGGGGAAAUCGCCGUUCGUCGUGUUCGCCACUGAUUAUGUAAACUAUGCGGGCGCAUACUCUUUACAGAGAAAACCGUCCGGCCACAAAUAUGCUGUAACCAUUUUGUCGAGAUCAAAAGUCUUGGACAAAAGGUACCUGGAUAAGUUGCACGACCUAAUAGGUUCAUCCAGAACGAGUCCGUAUGCUCUGUCAGUCGUCGAUCAAUUGAACUGUAACCCUACUAACCAGAAUUUCAACGUUGAAAGUAAUGAAGAACCGUUUAGUGGUAAUAAAUAUAAAUACACGGUCACCAACGGACAAAGCGUCGGCAAUGUGAUUGACGAUGACAAGAAUGUCUACAUUUCGGUCGUCGAUGAGAUCAAUCCUGAAGCCUUUAAUGUUUGAAACAAAUCAUGUUUAACUUUUAGGUGAACGUUAUCUUUAAUUUAGUUUUACCACAAUUUUGUAAAUUUAAAACAAAAUCCAAUAAAUUUUAAAACAGGUCCCAGGCAUCUAUAAUAAUUGCAUUAAGUCAAUAUUAAAUAACACACUACAUCUUAAUUACUUUCAAUAGCAAAUUAAUGGUUAAAAUGUCAUUACAAACAAUACCUCACAAAAAGUGCAUACAAUGUUAACAACACAAAAUGCAAAUGAUGCAAUUUAUGUAGAUUCAUUUUAAUAGAUUGCCACAUUUUCCUGAAAUCUAAAUAAAAAUUUUAAUGACUUAAUAUAACGUCCAUGUUUUGGUUAUGAUCAAAAAAAAAUAUAUAAUUCAUGAUAUAAUAUUGUACAGGGUAAAUUUUUUAACGCCGUACAAUAAUUGUUGUUAAAAAAUUAUUCAGAUCAAAAAUGUUUAUUUUAUAUUUAAAUUGUUACGGUUUAAUACAAUUUUUAUAUUGAAAAAAAAUACACUGAAUUAUAAAUGAUUUA